Macadamia integrifolia is the source of this 4132-nucleotide messenger RNA. Its product is annotated as pentatricopeptide repeat-containing protein At5g27270. The record is from RefSeq and is a predicted model, not a curated record. The transcript is spliced from 8 exons. Gene Ontology annotation, molecular function: protein binding. Bases 62 to 3238 code for a protein of 1058 amino acids. NCBI's taxonomy places the organism in Eukaryota, Viridiplantae, Streptophyta, Magnoliopsida, Proteales, Proteaceae.
CACAACUGAAAAUCUUCCAUUUCCCUUAAACCCUCAAUAGAAACCCUAGGAAAAAAAAUUAAUGGGUUCUCUUCCAAACCCUUUUCUUCCUACUUCUUCAACAACACUUACCUCUCCUCCUCCAUCAAAACGUCGCAGACGCCCAAGAAUCAUCCUCUGCUCCAUCACUCCAGACCCUUGGAUUCUUAGUGAUGGAAACGGAAAUUACAACCCUAAAGCUUACAAGAAGCAUCGUAAGAAGCCUCUCUCCGACGAUAACGCUCGUCGGAUUAUCAAAGCCAAGGCUCGUUACUUGAGUGUACUGAGGAGGAAUCAAGGCUCCCAUGCUCAGACACCCAAAUGGAUUCAGAGGACGCCGGAGCAGAUGAUUCAGUACCUGGAAGACGAUAGGGAUGGGCAUUUGUAUGGAAAACAUGUCGUUGCUGCGAUUCGAAUUGUUCGAAAUCUCUCGACGAAGCCUGAAGGGUCAUACAAUAUGAGAGAAGUGAUGGCUUCUUUCGUUACGAAGUUAACGUUCCGGGAGAUGUGUGUCGUGUUGAAGGAGCAGAAGGGGUGGAGGCAAGUCCGUGAUUUCUUUGCUUGGAUGAAAUUGCAGCUUAGCUAUCGGCCCUGUGUCAUUGUCUACACAAUCGUUUUGCGUAUAUAUGGCCAAGUUGGAAAGAUCAAGCUUGCUGAACAGAUAUUCUUGGAGAUGCUUGAAGCAGGAUGUGAGCCAGAUGAAGUUGCUUGUGGUACCAUGCUUUGUGCCUACGCAAGAUGGGGACACCAUAAAGCGAUGUUGGCAUUUUACUCGGCUGUGAGAGAACGGGAAAUAGUACCCUCUGUCUCUGUAUUUAAUUUCAUGAUUUCAUCUUUGCAAAAGAGAUCUCUUCAUGGAAAGGUUAUCCAGCUGUGGCAGCAGAUGGUCGACACAAGGGUGGCACCCAACCAUUUCACUUAUACAGUUGUCAUUGGCUCAUAUGCUAAAGAAGGUACCAAAAAUGAGGCUUUUGAACUGUUUGAUGGGAUGAAGAAGUCUGGAUUUGUUCCUGAGGAGGCAACUUACAGCCUCCUUAUCAGCUUAAGUGCCAAGCACCGAAUUAGAGAUGAAGCGCUGAAGCUUUACGAGGACAUGAGAUCUCAGGGGAUAGUUCCUAGUAACUACACUUGUGCUUCACUCCUAACUCUAUAUUAUAAAAAUGGGGACUAUUCUAAAGCUCUUUCUCUCUUCUCAGAGAUGCAGAACAAUAAUAUUGCCAUUGAUGAAGUCAUCUAUGGUUUACUUGUUAGGAUAUAUGGCAAACUUGGUCUGUAUGAGGAUGCAGAGAAGACUUUUCAAGAGAUUGAGCAGUUAGGCCUACUUAAUGAUGAGAAAACUUACGUAACAAUGGCACAGGUCCAUCUGAAUGCGGGGAAUUUUGAUAAAGCUUUGCAUAUUUUGGAGCUGAUGCGGACUAGGAAUAUUUGGUUCUCUAGAUUUGCGUACAUUGUAUUACUUCAAUGUUAUGUUUUGAAGGAAGAUGUGGGAUCUGCUGAAGCUACAUUCCAGGCUCUAUCUAAGACGGGAGUUCCUGAUGCAGCUUCCUGCAAGGACAUGCUUGGUUUGUAUGUUAGACUGGGUUUUCUGGAAAAGGCAAAGGCCUUUAUUGUUGGGAUGAGGAAAGGAGGAGUUCAAUUUGAUGAGGACCUGUACAAGACAGUAUUGAAGUUCUGUUGCAAAGAGGGGAUGCUAAGAGAUGCCGAACAAUUAAUAGAAAUGGGGAAUAUAGGAUUGGAUAAAUUCACACAAACAUGCUUGAUGGUUAUGUAUGGAGAAUCAAAGAAACUAGAGAAUUAUGAUAAUACAUAUGAUGACUUGAAACAACCUGACUUGAUGGCUCUGGGUCUGAUGCUUAGUUUGUAUUUGGCAGUUGGCAAUGCCGGUAAGACUGAAUAUAUUCUAAAGAUGUUGUUGGAGACUACUGGUGGCUUGUCAGUAGCCAAUCAACUCAUCAGCAAAUUUAUUAGGGAAGGUGAUACAUCUAAGGCAGAAGCACUCUACAAUCAAGUGGCAAACCUAGGCAGCAUGCCUGAAGCUGUGGUUAGUGCUUCCAUGAUCAGUUUGUAUGGUAAACAACAUCAAGUGACACGAGCUCAAGAAGUCUUUGCAAAAGUGGUUAAUUCCCCUGCAACUGGGAAACUUGUCUAUAUGUCUAUGAUUGAUGCAUGUUUGAAGUGCGGUAGACCAGUGGAGGCGUGCCAGGUUUACAAAGAAAUGGUUGAGAAGGGGCAUGCUGCGGAUGCUGUCACCAUCAGCAGAAUUGUGAAUUCUUUGACUAAUUAUGGUAAACACCAAGACUCAGAGAGUAUUAUCAUUAAAAGUCUUGAAGAUGGAGAGGAGCUUGAUACUGUGGCAUACAACACUUUUAUCAAGGCAAUGCUAGAAGCAGGGAAAUUGAACUUUGCUGUGAAAAUUUAUGACCGCAUGCUUUCCUUGGGAGUUGCUCCAUCAAUUCAGACAUAUAGCACCAUGAUAAGUGUGUAUGGACGAGGUAGAAAGUUAGACAAAGCUGUAGAGAUGUUCAACAUGGCAAGCAGCUUGGGUGAUUCCUUGGAUGAGAAGGCAUACACCAAUUUGAUCAGCUAUUAUGGGAAGGCUGGUAAGAGUGAAGAGGCAUCCAUUUUGUUCAGCAAGAUGCAGGAAAAAGGAAUAAAACCUGGGAAGGUAAGCUACAACAUCAUGAUCAAUGUUUAUGCUACAGCUGGGCUUGACUGUGAAGCAGAAAAGCUUUUCCUAGCCAUGCAGGAGAAUGGUUGCUCUCCUGAUUCCUUAACCUUCCUUGCACUUAUUCGAGCUUACACAGGGAGUGGCAAAUACUCAGAGGCAGAGGAAACCAUCAGCUCCAUGCAGAGAGAAGGGAUAUUGCCUUCUUGUGCUCACUAUAACCACCUACUCUUCGCCUUCACAAAAGCAGGAUUAAUUGAAGAGGCUGAAAGGCUAUACAAAAAGCUCAUGGGAGCUGGUUUGACUCCUGACCUAGCCUUUUGCCGAACUAUGCUGAGGGGUUACAUGGAUUAUGGUUAUCUGGAGGAAGGUAUUUCCUUCUUCGAACAUGUUAGUGGGACUGUUGAACCAGAUAGAUUUAUACUGAGUGCUGCUACUCAUCUUUACCAGUUCGCAGGCAAGGAACCUGAAGCUGCUGCCAUUUUGAAAUCCAUGAAUAUGCUGGGAAUCGUCUUUCUCGAAAACCUUGAAGUUGGCUCUAAGACAAAAAUUUAACUGAGAUUCUUAGAAGUUAAUCGUUUCUUACUGCUAGAGUUGUGGAGACAGAGAGGGGGAUUUACCGAAAGAAACGACAGAGAAGGGGAUUAAGUGCAUAAGGUUCAUAAAUGAUUGAAAGAAAGAAAGAAAACCUCUUCAUAUGUUAGGAAUGGUAACCAUGAUUGGACAAAUUGUGAUAUCGGCGCCUUCGGUUAUGACUGUAAUAGUGGAUGGUGGCAGUGAAGGAAAUUGCAGCAGAAUGAAGAUAAUUGUUUGUGAUACGUGUAAAUUGAGAAGAUCUCUCUCAAUUAACAUUUGAUUCCCUUCAGCCCUUCACAGAGGUUGUGGAAGAGCUCCUCUAACAUGAGUAAAGAUCCAAGAUUGUAUCAAAAACUAACAGAUUUUGGGCUACUGGAGCUGUCAGGACCAACUAAACCCUAUCCCAUUAUGGAAAUCAACCCCAAUCAACUGAUCAGUGUUCUUAAGCAGUCUAUGGGCAACUCCCUAGGGGUACAAUUAUUUUUGUUCAAGCAACAUGUUUGGGGCAGCAGUGUCACUGUGGCUAAGCAAAGAUGGAUGUCUCAAAUAGUAUGAUUAAAUGGGACGAUUGGACUGGUUUCAUGAACUCUUCAAUGAUUAAUCUGAAGCAAAUGGUCUGUCCUGCUUGCUUUAAGUCUGGAACAAAAAAAUAAAUAUAUAGUCUUCUAGUUUGUUUUCCUGUGCUAGUAUCUUCUUGUUCAUCUGUAUCAAUGUAAUAGAGGGAGAACCAGAAAAUUUCGCCUAUUAAGGAUGAAUUUGAGAUUGUAAUUAAAUAUUUACGAUGUCAAUCUGCUGUACAGAUACUGAUACACAGUAAUAUUGAGUCAUAGUACCAUAUUUCUAUAUGAAAAAAUCCUUCGCUGUUUACCUGUG